Messenger RNA from Corticium candelabrum, 612 nucleotides. RefSeq lists its product as uncharacterized. The record is from RefSeq and is a predicted model, not a curated record. Gene Ontology annotation, biological process: protein phosphorylation. NCBI's taxonomy places the organism in Eukaryota, Metazoa, Porifera, Homoscleromorpha, Homosclerophorida, Plakinidae. Gene Ontology annotation, molecular function: protein serine/threonine kinase activity; ATP binding. The transcript is spliced from 2 exons. The coding region runs from base 1 to 612 and encodes 203 amino acids.
AUGGCAGCCAGGAAGAACCGAACUUCGUAUAGUCUCGGUGCUCACGAAGACGGAUACCGUUACUGGGCAGACUUCAAUGACUCUAUCUUUUCCGAAGGUGAAUCACGAUAUGCCUACAAAGGCACAUACCACGGCGAUGGCCCAAAAUCUGGAGCUAAAUGCGUGGUGAAAGUAUUUAAAGAUGGCUAUGCACUGACCCCUAGUGAUUGGACAGCAGACGUUAACACGUCAAAGCGAGCACAACAACUUGCAGAAGAUUGGCAUCGCUACAUCCCGACAAAUCGACCGCCUCAGUUUAAGCUUCCUAUCAUCGCACAGAUGGACAAGCGCUCAAUUUGUUUCAGUUCAUCAAGCUCUGUGCUGAAGGGCAUAAUCAGACCCAAAGGGUACGUCUCGAUUGAAGACUUUAUCGACGGUCAUUAUCAAAAAUUCAGUAGUAACUACGGUUGGACGACCGGUGCUGGCCAAUUCGCAGCUGCUUUUUCACAUUUUACGUGGCAUAUCACCAACGGCAGAGAGUUAGUCUGCGACCUGCAAGGAGUGAAGAAAGACGACUUAUACGACCUAACGGAUCCAGCUAUACAUUCUCUUAAUGGUCGGUACGACUCAUAG